CCUAGAAGACAGAGGGGCAAGAUUUUCCCCUAGAGACACAAAAAAUUGCGAUUCUUGCUGUGUAUUUGGCUGCAAAAGCUAUGGAUUAAAAAGAUACCUCUGUGCGAUUCCACAUGUUUCCACCUAAAGGAAAGUUCUAUACUAAGAAAAAAGACAUGUUUGGAAAUAUAGAGAAGAUGGAUGUUCGAAAAGAAUGGGAAAGAGUUUUGAAAAUAGCAAAACCAGAGUUGAUAACCAAAAAGUGGGCAGUGUGUUCUUUGCACUUUGACAGGAGUGAUUACGUUCUGCCUGAUGUGCCUGCAAAACGGAGGGUUUUGCAGAAGACUGCUAUCCCUAAAUACAAUUUGCCACAAAGGCAACAAAGUGAGGAAGAAAAAGUUGUAGAAGAAAAAAAGAAGAAAAAUGAGAAGAACAGAGAAACGAGAAGAAUAAAUCGUGAGAAGCUGAAAGAAAGCAAGGACCAUGUCCAGGAUUUAUACAAACUUGUAAUGGAUCAUCAAGCACAGCAAUCUGAGGACCUGGAAGACAUACAAUGUAAUGAGGAAGGCGAGCCUAAUUUAUCGAGCCCAUUUGUCGAUGCAGGAACUCAAACGGAUAGUGGUGUAAGCGGAUGUGAACCAACGUUUGUCAAUAAAGAUGUACAAAUCGGAAGUAUAAACGUUUGUCACUUGAUUAAAAACGAUAAAGAUUUAAGUAUAAUGACUGGUAUUGAGAACUUCGGUAUCUUGAAUGCUAUUGUAGAUAUUUUAAAUACUGUGUCCAGUAUCCAAUUAAAAAGUCAUCUUAUGAUUACAAAUCAAAAGUAAUUUUGACAUUCAUGAAGCUAAAACUUAAUUUAUCGUAUUCUGCUCUAGCCGUGUUAUUCACGGGCAUUAAAUUGACUCAAAUAAGACAUGUUUUUCUUGAAAUGUUGACACUUCUGGAUGAAGUUUUGCAGUAUGCCGUAGUAUUCCCAAGUAAAAAGGAGAUUCAUAAAAACAUGCCCACAUGCUUUGAGGAUUUUAAAAACACGCGAGUAGUGAUAGAUUGCACAGAAGUCCCGAUACAAAGGCCAAAAAAUGUCUGUUGUCGUAAAAUAGCGUACUCGAAUUACAAAGGAACGUACACUGUAAAAAUUAUGACUGGCGUAACACCAGCUGGGACUAUAAGUUUUUUAAGCAGAGCAUAUGGGGGGAAAAAUUCUGACAAAUCAAUUUUCGAGCAAAGCGGUUUAAUUAAUCUUGUUGAAAAAGGCGAAGCAAUCAUGGUAGACAUGCGAUUUUUAAUUGACCAUAUUUGUUUAGAGAAUCAAGUAACAUUGAUUAGACCUCCUCUUCUAAGGAACAAAAAACAAUUUAGUAGACAAGAAGCACUUUUGAAUGCAAAAAUUGCAAAAGCUCGUGUACACGUCGAAAGAGCGAAUCAGGGUUUAAAAAUGUUUCGCAUAUUGAGCGAUACAAUGCCUAGUGGAUUAGUUUCUCGAGUGAAUGAGAUAUUUAGAAUUAUAUUAGUUGUUGUAAAUUUGAGCUCUCCUAUUUUAAAAGAUUGUCAAUUUACCACAUAAAUUUAUUUGUUAAAACUGUAAAAUAUAUUCAGUGUUCUUAAAAAGCUUUCUUUCAUGUUUCUAUUAUUUAGAUUAUUUAAGGUUAAUAAAACCUACUCGUUUAUAUGACCACUAGGGAUA
Temnothorax curvispinosus is the source of this 1663-nucleotide messenger RNA. RefSeq lists its product as uncharacterized. The transcript has 2 exons. NCBI's taxonomy places the organism in Eukaryota, Metazoa, Arthropoda, Insecta, Hymenoptera, Formicidae. Bases 114 to 806 code for a protein of 230 amino acids. The record is from RefSeq and is a predicted model, not a curated record.